Messenger RNA from Babjeviella inositovora NRRL Y-12698, 798 nucleotides. RefSeq lists its product as uncharacterized. The transcript has a single exon. Lineage: Eukaryota; Fungi; Ascomycota; Pichiomycetes; Serinales. The record is from RefSeq and is a predicted model, not a curated record. The annotation marks the transcript as partial.
GCCAAGACGGGAGUAACUUGUUGGAACAAAGAGACAUAUACGGCCCGGUCAAGUUGGCCCCUAACAGUAUCGUGACGUGCUUGCCGAACGGGAUUCUUUUUCAAAACAUGAAGGUUAUUGAGACGCCGAACGAAAAUAAUGAAAUUGCCGGUGCCAUUCUCCUCGGAGAAGAGGUCUUUGAGGUCACCCUCUCCAAUUCGCCUGAGGACAACUACGCCCACGAUCAGACCUUGAAGAUCACCAACGGGUUCCACGUGGAGUUUAACGAGCAAAGGAUCUUGUCGAUCUUUGCUGCGGUUCAUCCAAAGCCAGAUAUUGUGGUUGUCGGGUUGGGCAAAAAGUUCCGUGUGUUGAGCGAGUCCAACAAGAAGUUUUUUAACGACUUGGGGAUAGCUCUCGAGGUUUCUGACACCAGAAACGCCUGCAACAGCUGGGAUUUGUUGACCGUCGAGAGAAGAGGUGACAUUGUUGGUGCUCUCAUUUUGCCCCCAAACAUCUAGCCCUGUAUAUAUCGCCUUGUAAUAGAAUCUGAGAGGAAAGUAGGAUAGAGAGGUUGCCUUUUGUGGGGUGUAACCCCCCUCUGGGAAGUAAUGGGGUCCUAGCAUUCGGGUGCUUAGUAAAGGUAGUGUGUGUUGAUUUGACUUUUGCUGUGCAAGUACAUACUAAUGGGUACGAUGAUGUAAAACUGAUUGAAUCAAAUCCCAUGUCGGUCUGAUACAGCCAAAUUUAUUCUAAUGGGCUUACAUAUCAUGUCAAUAUUAAAUCCUGGUGGUUAAUGGUGUAUUGGAUAAAUUCAAU